CUCCAGGGGGCUCUGUGCCAUCUGUGCUGUUGUUGUGAGCUCCACCAUCUCCUUUGCACGGAUGAUGGCAGUAGAGAUUGAGAAAAUGAGAGCAGACUUCCGGAGGGUGAGGUCCUCCACCACCCACAAUCCGUACAACCGAGUAGUAGUCAGCCGAAAACCUUUGAAAGUUUGUGUGCAGAUUGGUCAUAUCAUUUCUUUAUUCAUUUAAGCGACACUCCUCCGCCAGCAUGCCUUCAGUGCAGAGUUUAACGAUGACUUAUGACUCCCUGAACGAGCACGGGACGUUCUCGGAGGGGGACACAAUAACUGGAAAAGUGACGCUGCUCUUAUCGAAGGACACCAAAUGCGAAAGCUUGUUUGUAAAAGCCAAAGGGGACGCUGAGGUGCAUUGGACGGUCAGGAGGGGCGAGCACAACCACACAUACUCUGCACACAGGAGAUAUUUCAAGCUGAAGCAGUUUCUGAUCCCGCAGAACGCCAAAGACACUGUACUUCCCCAAGGAACACAUGUCUAUCCAUUCAGAAUCAGCUUACCACAAGGAAGCAUGCCUUCAUCCUUCAAGGGGUGCCAUGGGAAGAUUGUCUACAAGCUGGAAGCCAAGCUGUCCAGGAGUUGGAAGUUUGACCGUAAAGUAGACAAGGAGAUCAAUUUUGUCUCCAAGGCCAUUCCAAACCUUCAACAUCUAAUGACCCAACAAGUUGGUUCAACCAACAAAGAGAUGUGGUUUUUCUCAAAAGGAGAUGUGCACAUGGAUGUCAUCGUUGACAGGAGGGCAUAUGCACCAGGUGAAACCAUUACGAUCGUUGUAAAAGUCAACAAUGCCUCGUCAAAAGAGAUGACACCGAAAUUCAGUUUGACCCGGGAUUUGGUGUACCGUGCUGUUGGCGAUACCAAACAUGAGAAAUCCGUUAUCCUCAAACUGUCCGAAAACACUAUUCAACCCAAGACACAGGAGGAGGUUAAGUGCAGAAUGACGGUUCCUCGGGGUCAGACUCAUACAAUCCAUAAUUGUGACAUUAUCUCAUUGGAAUAUUAUUUAAAGGUGUACCUGGACAUCAGUUUUUCUUCGGAUCCUGAAGUCAAGUUCCCUGUGGCCAUUAUUCCUAAUGAUCUAGCUCCAAGCCAGUUUCAUGGUCACGCUAUGGGUCCCUAUCCAAAUAGUGCUGUUGGGGCCCCAAGCAACAGCGACUUCCCUCCUCCAGCAGCAGCUAUGGGUCCUUAUCCUGCAUCCCCACAUGCAGGCAAUUAUGGAUACCCAAGAGCCCAAAGUUACUCAGUACCACCACCUGUGUACCCUGCUCAAUCGGCAUACGUGAGUGGGGGCUACAAUAACCCAGUGCCACAGCUGCCUUCUCCAUAUGGAACUCCAUUUUCAUCAUCGUCGUCGUCUUCCGUGCUUCACCCUCCACCUACUGCCCCAGCAUUUCACCCACCCCCAUACGCCCCAGAGGUCCAUCCAUCCCCUCCCUCUGCACCUGCCUAUGUACCCCCAACUGCUCCUAACAUACCCCCACCUGCUCCUGCAUACAACCUGCUGCCUUCUGCACCAAUGAUGGACACAGACUUCCUGUCUCAAACGGAUGAAGCUCCUCCAUCAUAUUCGCUCCUUUUCCCGCCUACUGAUGCAAAAUAAUUGAAUGUGUGCUGUGUUAUACUAACAGUUAGUUAAACAUGUAAUCUUAUUACAUAAAAUAACACUUUAUUAGUAGUGUGAAUGUAAAAUGUGAAAGCCAUUGUGUGCAUCAUUUACAGUUUGCAUGUGAACAAAUCUAUACAAGCGAUUUCAUAAUUGCUGACCCAAAGACCUAGGUGAUCAGGAUACACUGUGUAUUUUACGUGCCUUGUUUAAAUCUAGUCUCAAGUUUAUACCUGCACUCAAUACCUCACUCUGCUGUUUGAUAGCUAGCUGAAAGAAACUGGACAACAUGUACUGUCUCAAGAACAAAAUCGUUUUGUUUUUAGCAAUUGGUGGUCUAACAUAUAUACACUGUAUAUUUUCAAGUCUGUUGAGUUUAGCAUCAAAAGACUAUCUCUGUCUUUUUCAUUAGACAGUAUGGUGCAAAUCUGAUUUGUUAUAUAUUUUUUUCCGGUGUUCUUCUGAAUUCUGGACAUGAAUAAAGACUGCCAU
Molecule: messenger RNA, 2132 nt
Organism: Larimichthys crocea (large yellow croaker)
Lineage: Eukaryota; Metazoa; Chordata; Actinopteri; Sciaenidae
Product: arrestin domain-containing protein 3
Exons: 6
Coding region: 231-1637 (468 amino acids)
Biological process (GO): protein transport
Cellular component (GO): cytoplasm; plasma membrane
Source: RefSeq, a predicted model, not a curated record